Scutellospora calospora is the source of this 141-nucleotide messenger RNA. The record is from the annotation of a GenBank genome assembly. NCBI's taxonomy places the organism in Eukaryota, Fungi, Glomeromycota, Glomeromycetes, Diversisporales, Gigasporaceae.
ACACUAGAUCAAUUUUAUACUGAAAUGAAAUUAGUAUUAGAAUUACUAGAUUUAAAUAAUUUUUUAGAUAAAUUAGCAAAUAGUUUAAAGAUUAAUGAUGAUGAUGAUGACUUUUUUGAUCAAUUAAAAACAAUACCUUAG